This is a messenger RNA of Acanthoscelides obtectus, 3170 nucleotides long. The record is from the annotation of a GenBank genome assembly. Lineage: Eukaryota; Metazoa; Arthropoda; Insecta; Coleoptera; Chrysomelidae.
UUUGUUGAUGCCAUAAAUGAAUACUGUUGUAUUUCCAGGACUCUGACGACGAGAUCUCUCACCUAGAAUGGGAGACUGUCCGUGUGCGUUUCGUGAAGGCGGGCACCCUGAAGCGUCUGGUGGAGGCCCUGUCCACAGACGACGGGGAGCUAGAGACCACCUAUGUGAAUGUCUUCCUUGCCACCUACAGGAGUUUCUCGACGCCCGCAGAGGUGCUCAGGCUGCUCAUAGAGAGGUAUGCGGAAUUGGAUAGCGGCGCGGCGGGGAAGGGCGACCAAGCGGACCAACAUAAAAAGACUUUAAUAUCUGCGCUCCACGUAUGGCUAGAUAGUUAUCCCGAAGACUUUAAAGACCCGCCCAAUUAUUCAGCUUUAAAUCAACUGUUACAUUUUUGUGAAGAGUACCUACCCUCUACCGAAUUGGAUGCCAAAGUACGACAUAGGAUAGAAAGGUAUAGUAGAGAAGCGUAUGUAGACCCUUUGCUUGCCCCUCCACCAGCAUUUGCGAUGCGUUCAGUUGCGAACCAUUGGAGGAUAUACAAAUUACCAGAUGUACCUGUCAGACAUUUUGCUGAACAACUUACCAGAAUGGAUGUUGCUUUAUUCAAGAAGCUCAUCCCUCACCAAUGUUUAGGGGCAGUGUGGUCUCGUAGAGACAAGAGUCGAUCUCACGACGCGGCAACUGUCCUAGCAACUGUCAACCAGUUCAACGCUGUCUCAUUCAGAGUGAUCUCCUCCAUCCUAGUCGAACCGACACUCAAAACGCACGAGAGGGCUGCCAUAUUGGCAGCAUGGAUCGAUAUCGCUCAGGAGUUAAGGCUCAUUAAGAACUUCAGCAGUUUGAAAGCUAUCAUCAGCGGACUGCAGAGUAAUCCCAUAUACAGGUUACAAAAAACGUGGCAAGCUGUUUCCAAAGAAAAAAUUGAGGUCUUCGAUGAAUUGGCACGAAUUUUUAGUGAAGAUAAUAACCAAAUGGCACAACGUGAACUGCUUAUGAGGGAAGGUACAGCAAAGUUCGCUGAUACCGUUGGCGAAAAUGAUAAACAUUUACAAAAGGUGCUGCAAAAACAGAACAACCACAUAGCAAACAUAUCCUUCGGUACGAUACCCUAUCUGGGAACUUUCCUUACUGAUCUCACCAUGAUCGACACAGCGAUACCUGACACGAUAGCAGAUGGUUUGAUUAACUUCGAUAAGCGCAGAAAAGAGUUCGAGGUGUUGGCACAGAUUAAACUGCUGCAAGGUGCUGCCAACGCUUACAACUUUUCUGAGGAUCCUGCAUUCGACAGGUGGUUUGACACGAUUUUGGUGCUCGAUGAUAAGGAAGCAUACCAUCUUAGUUGUCAAAUUGAACCUGGAGGAGCAAAUAAUAGUGCGAAGGUUAAAAAGCGAGCUCCUGGUCAUCAGAAGACGGACUCGAUAGCAUCGACCAGUAGUAGUAACAGUUCCCAGUUUUAUUGUGAUGUAGAUAGUACUCCAGGUUCUCCCCGAAAUGGAGUAGAUCGUAAGUUGAGUCCUUCACAAAUGUCCAGUUCCAGUAGCACAUCCAGCUUGCCAUCACUAGACGCAUCUUUAAAUAGCUCACAUUCAGGAAGCGCCAACAAUAAGUUACAGGUACCUUGUAACAAUAGUUCUGGCACCUUAAGUAAUCAUUCUCAAAAAAGCAGCCCAGACUUCUAUAUAAUAAAGGUGACCUAUGAGACUGACAGCACUGAAACAGAUGGUGUGGUGCUUUACAAAAGUAUUAUGCUGAGCAACAAUGAGAGGACACCGCAAGUUAUCAGGAAUGCCAUGUACAAAUUAGGACUGGAAGGGAACCCUGAUCAGUAUACUCUUGCACAAGUUUUGCCCGAGAAAGAAAUGGUUCUUCCACAAAACUGCAACGUUUACUAUGCGGUGAACACGCAGUAUAACCUCAAUUUCAUCCUACGUCCUAAGAAACCAGAAGAGUCCGAUAACUCAGGGAAGAAUUCCAAGAGUAAAUAUAGGUUGUAGUAAAAAUUGAACAUUGAUAAGAUAAACUUCGUAUUAGUAAGGGAGCCAAAGGUAGACUUUAAUAUUUAUAUUAUCUGUUCCUUCACAAUUUCAAUUUAGGUAUAAAAAAUAGUUCAUAAUAAUGUUAAUAUUUGUCCGCUACUGUAUUACUAUCAUUUCUGACUUACAUCCUUCUUAUGUCCAGAAGUUCUACUGAACGCUGUGUUUGACACAGAUGUUCGAGCUGUCAAUGACAAAUACGAAACAAAUUAACAUCUGUGAUACCAGCACAAAAUACUCUCUAUCUCUUUCUGUUCUGAAGUUCGCAGCUUGAACCAGGAACGUUUCUUUAAUAUUUAUUUUUUAUGUUACUUUUUAAAAGCAAUAUUCAGUUCAGGUGAUUUGAUAUUAUGUUUCGGAGGUGACAGAUGUUGAAUAAUACACAUGUUUUGACUAAAAAGUUUGGAGGCAGGCAGUAUCACUUUACGUACAUAAUUUAGCAAUUUCAAUUAAAAUAAUAAUUGGAAGGAAUCUCUAGACAAAAUAUCAAAUUGCUUGAUGUAACAAUUUUUUAACUUAUUUUGUACAUUACGUAACUAUGUCAUUAACCAGCCUUCUUUAUGCAUUUUUAGUACAAAUAGAUGCCUGGAUUUUUUUCGAAAAUUUAGAUGACUGGUUAAUAAUGUGUAUGCUUAUUUUGAAGCAAUUAUUUGUAAAGAUGAAUGUAUUGCUUUAGUUAUUAUUGGUAGAUAUUAAACAAAUUCUAUUUAAACGCCAAUUUUUGAAUAAUAUGUGAAGCAAUUCUGACGUCUGGUAUCUAUAUUCAGUGCACUACAAUUUUUGCAUACUAUUUAAUAAAAAUAUUUUAUCAUUUUGUCUGAAAAUAAUGAUUAUUUGAUAUUACAUUUACCAAUUUUAACUAGGGUAUUUCGUUUUCUGCCAUUGUAAACGAUUUUGUUGAAUAAAUGUGUAGGAAAAUGAACCAUGUGUAGACCUAGUUUUAAGUAUGCCCUGUAUAUAUUAGGACCACUACUGUUUUCCAAGUGACCAACUCGAAUUUUUUUCAUCUGAUCAAGUAUUGUAACCCAGUUUACAUGAACAAAUUGUGAAUGUGUAACCCCUAUUGGUACUUAAAUGUAAAAAGUGCUUUUAUAAUACUAUAAGAAAGUUUUUAUCGUAAUUUUUCUAAUAAAUGCC